GCCCCCCGCCACCACCUCCGCGUCGCCCACCGCCGGCAGCACCUCCGCCCCCGCCAAGGGCGGCGGCAGCCAGCUGCAGCAGCUGCUCGCCUCCGACCCGGCCUCCUCGUCCACUCCUCGGCCCACAACGCCCGCCACCAACUCGUCGUCUUCCGCCACGUCCUCCAAGGCGACGAGCAGCUCGUCGGGCAACGACGGCCUGACGAAGCAGCAGCUGGAGCUGAUCCAGCAGAUCAUGGAGCAGACGCAGCAGCAGCACGCGGCGGCGCAGAAGCAGCAGCAGCAGGCGAAGCAGGAGGCGGCCGCCGCCAAGAGCCGCUCCUGGGCGGCGCAGGACUCGGACUCCAAGAAGUGCGAGAAGAAGGAGAUUCCGGGUCCUCCCUUGCAAACAGCUAGCAUGAGUGUGAGGGCGCUGAUUGAAGAGAAGAUAAUUCAGAAGAGAAUAGUGCAGCCACCUAAUAACACAACGCAGCAGCAGCAACAACAGCAACAGCAACAGCAGCAGCAGCAGCAGCAACAGAAUCAACAACAGCAACAGCAACAACAACUGCAGCAACAGCAGCACCAACAACAGCAGCAGCAGCAGCAACAGCACCAACAACAGCAGCAACAACAGCAACAGCAGAAACAGCAGCAACAAUCGCCCUCCACAGGUUACACAAGUAGCGGCGCGGGUUCCGGGACGGAGGCCAUGAGCGGUUCGCAGCAGCAGCAGCAACAGCUGGCGGCGGCUUCUCCGGCCGCGUCGCCCUCUGCCGGCGCUAAAGACAGCGGCGACCUGGCCAAGCAGCUGACGGCGUCGUUCGCGGUGCCGGCGCCGCCGAUGCAGCCGUCUGCCGCCUCCGCCGCCCCCGCACCGGUCGCCAGCGCCGCCCCCGACAAGCUGUCCCGCCGGCACUCCGACUCCGAGCACUUCGUUACGCUUCACCAGCAGCAUGACGCCAACGCGGAGAAUGCGGCGCUGGCCGAACUGCUGCUGCAAAGGCGGUCGUCCGGAACCCCUACCUCCAAGGCGACGGUGAAGCGCGCUGCGUCGGAUCCGGGGCAGACGUUACAACUGACGUUCCAAGAGGGUGGCAACUGCAACUACCUGGCGUACGACGCCACAUCCGCCGGCGCCGACGACGCCGGAUACUUCUCACCUUCGCUGCAGGACGACAUGUUCCAGCACGUCUCCGUCAACGACACCAUGCUGUUGCAAGGUGUCGACACGGCGCAUCUGGCGGACACUAUACAGUUCCAAGCAGCAUCUCUGCUCCAAGAGCAGACAACAGCAGAGCAGUUGCAGGACAUUGCAUCCCUUGAGGACUACCAGGCAGCCGUCCAAAACCCUGCACAUUUCCAUCAGCAAAGUCAGCACUCUGUCCAUUCAGCUGAUCUACAGGCUGUUCUCAAUUCUCCUCUGCCUGUGAGCCUUGCUGACUUUGGUGCUUACACUCAGCAGGCAAUAGUGACAUCAUGCUCCCCAUUGCCGAAGGAUCUUUCAUACCACGGUAGCACAGGAUCAGCGUCAGCAGCACAGUCACCUCUGCAUCAUCCUCAUAGUGGUGGCGGCGGCAAUGGAACCGGGGCAGCUGGUACUGGGUGUGGCUCAUCCCAGUAUGCUAGCUCUCCUCUAGCAGCAGCCGGUGCAGGCACUGUGCAUUCACCACUACCUUCUCCUCUCACGCAGCAUGAUUCCCCGAGCUUCACAUAUCCGACUCCACCUGCCAGCCAGGAGGGGCAGUCACCAUCUUUCGGCCACAGUCACGGGUCGCUGGUAACGAGCUCAUUGCCACUCUCUUCACCUCACCAACAACAGACAUCUGACUUUGUACAGUCAGUCAUUGCACAUGGAGGUCACGUUCCUCGGGUUUCGUCACCACUUUCGGCAGCUUUCUACACAUCUACUAUGUCGAGCUCAGCUGCUGUUGAAGCUGCUCUUUCAGAAGUGUUGCCUGGUGAAAGUGUGCAACAAGGAGCUUGCCUAACAAGUGGUACUUCAUUGCGCACAUCUUCCCUCGGGCUGUAUCAGUCUCUCGUUAACCCAUCACCUCCGCCACAAUCUCCUCUGUCAGCGACUACACCUGUUCCGUCCCCACUUUCUCUUUCCAGUGUGCCCGCAUCAUCAUCAUCAGUAUCAUCUCCACUGCCUCCUUCCGCUUACACUCCCACCCAAAAUACACAGAUAUCUUUCCCCUUAUCACCUCAUCAUACCCUUCAGUCACAGAUGAUGCCAAACUCUGAAGACCCACUUCUCUCCAGCAGCCCGAAAGACUUUGGGAGUAGAAAGAGGUUUGAAUUUGUCAGUGGUGGUCUGCAUCAUUCAGCCAAACUUGUCAGCAAUGGUACUUCAGAUUUUACCACGGGGAAUCCUUCCAAUGGACAAGUGACAGGAAUUGUGGUGGACAGUAAUGGUGAACUUAGAUUUGUACAAACUUCAGGUGGUCAGUAUCACAGCCAAACAAAGUGUGGGACAAUAACUGGAAGUGGUGCUGUAGUUAAUACAAACAUGACUGUGAUGGGUAAUGGUGGAACAACUACAGUGUACAGGAAGACAGAGUUGGAAGUGAACAAAGUGCGAGUGCCAACAAAGUGUGCUAGUGUCUCGAACAUGGGUCAUCAAAAUCACUAUCAAGCGCGUACCAAUGCUCAAAGAUCUAGACUGCAUGUUGCACUCGAUGCUGUUAAGGAAGAAGUAGACGAUGAUGUUUUUCUUAGCCCCACUAGUGUUCCAGCAAGUCCAGUUCGUAUGGUUCGUAAACGGAUGCGACCAGAAGCACUUGUGCAAAAUAGUCCACCGAUUCAUAUGCCAUUGUCAACUUACCAAUCGCGGCUGAGGGCACCACGGGUGUCGCAGUGUGGCAAUUCACCAUCAUCGGCUCCUUCAUCUCUGCCAUACACUCCUGCACCCAUGCUCAGCCCAACACGACCUGGCCAGGGUCUAUACUGGCAGAUUACUGCAGCAUCUGCAUGGCCUUCUUCAACAACACUUGGUAGUACUAAAAGUGGCAGCGGUGGAGACUCGCAGAGCUCAGAGGAAAGUCAGCAGGGACUGCCAGCAGUCAGUAGUGACAAUGCCCCAGAAUCUGAUGUCACUCCCCAUAUUAACAUUGGUUCACAGUUCCAAUGCACUAUUCCUUCAUGGAAUCCUGACAGGGAAAAAGCAAGUAGUGAACCUUCCCAUGAACAUUUGUUAUGGGAUCCUGGAAUCAGUUCAGUCUGUACUGAUGCAGAAGUUGAAAUGUACCUUGAGUUUGCCUGCUGUGCUGCAGUGCCAGGUGGUGGUCGUAAUAAGGAGUAUGCACUUCAUUUGCUUCAUAUGUGUAAUGGAAAUAUCCAUGAGGCAAUGCUGAAACUAAUGCAGCCAACACCAGCCUUACCUUCUGGACACCCACUUCUUGCAUACGAUUACAAUGAAAGUGACCGAUGGAGUGCAGAAGAACUUGAUAUGUUCCAUCAAGGACUGAUUAAGUAUGACAAGGACUUCAGAAGCAUAGCAAAUGAGAUUGGCUCAAAAUCUUUAAAACAGUGUAUCCAGUUUUACUAUUUGUGGAAGAAGGUGUGCCCUGAAGAGUACAAACGGAUGCGCCUAGCAAGGCGUAGACAAAAUUUGGAUUACAAUGGACGAGUUGAUAUGGAGUUUGAAGAUAUUAGGGUGGAAGACUCGCGGAACAGUAUUCCUGCCAAUGAUGUAGAGUUAGUAUCAACAAGUUCUGAAAGUCGGCUAUUUGUCUGUGAAUAUCCUGAUUGUUCAGCUAGCUUCAACUCUCGUGCAGCACUGAAUGGCCACAUUAGAAUACACGGCGGUGGAGUCUGUGGACGUUCUCCUACACCAGACAAACGACCAUCUGCCAGCACCCCUCCUACACUUGCAGAUAUACUUGAGGAAUUUCCCUGCAAGAUUUGUGGGAAAGUUUUCAAUAAAGUCAAAAGUCGUAGUGCUCACAUGAAGUCUCAUCGUCCUCCGGAUGCUGAGCCGAAGAAGCCUAAGCUAGAUACUAACAAGAUGGAAGCUGCUGAACAUCUUUUAGUUCGCUCACUGGGAGUAACUACAUCAAUCGGUCUUGGGAGACACACCUGAGCCGUAACUGUUAUGCAGUACAAUCAUGAGGUGUCAAACAGAAGAAAUAAUAGUUCACCCACAAGUAAUUUUCAACAAUUGUAUAUGGAUUGAACAGUAUCAUCAUGUAACAAAUGUUAAAAUUCUUGUAUAUAUAUCUUUCAGAUACUUUUAUACAGCUGAAUGAAUAUACUCUCUAGCAAACACACACACACACACACACACACACACACACACAUUUCUAAAUAAAUUAUGUUCAUGCUUUACAGGUUUUCCAGAUCCAUUGUUUAAAUCCUUCCCACUAACUGUAAAUAAACUAUGUUAUUUGUAAAGAGUCUUAUCUUGUUUUUAAAAUGGAUAGUCAGAUUUUCUGCAGCUGGCAAAGUAAUAAUUACCACACAAGCUUAAGGUAAAUACUUAAUUACUUUGUGGGUGAGCUAAUCUACAGUAAUAUUUUGCAUAAUAUGAACUGGAGCAAUAGUGAAUGGUUUAUCUUCUGUAAAUAUUAUUUAUUAUUGUGCUUAAUAUUGAUAUAUUGUUGAAAAGAUAAAUGUAAAAUUGAUGUUUUAUUGGAUUUCAUGGUACACAUCAGGGUUAUAUUCAUGCAACUAGCAUUAAGUAACAUAUCAACAAAAAAGCAAUUGAAGUGACAUUCCUAGAAGUGUACUUAGGAAAUAAUGUAUUGUGCCAUUUUGGGAUUGGCAGUGCUGUGAAGUGUCCACUUCUGAAACAAAACUCGAAAGUGAGUGGUCAAAUACAUAGUUCUGUUUUCCUAUACAAACCGGUAUAGAGCAAGGGAGAAGGCUCCAAGUGGAACAUCGUAUAGUGAGUGGAAUUACAUAACAUAAAAUGUGCUCAAUGAUCGAUAAUCUUUUUGUCUUUCUUCUUCAUUGUCUGCUUUGUUUCCAUUAGAAUUUCGUAUGCCAAAAUAAGACAAAUAAUGUACAAUGUGUCUUGCCUUGUCACUGUGUUCUCAUGUUUUUGGCAUUUAUUUCUAAGUUCUCUGUAUUCAGUGUGAGAAGACCAAUACUCAUGCAUUACAUAAAGUAUAGUAGCAAAAAAAAAAAACAAGAAAAGAAAAGAAAAAAAUUAAAA
Schistocerca cancellata (South American locust) is the source of this 5137-nucleotide messenger RNA. Its product is annotated as mucin-4-like. Gene Ontology annotation, molecular function: transcription corepressor activity. The record is from RefSeq and is a predicted model, not a curated record. Gene Ontology annotation, biological process: negative regulation of DNA-templated transcription; regulation of transcription by RNA polymerase II. The transcript is spliced from 16 exons. NCBI's taxonomy places the organism in Eukaryota, Metazoa, Arthropoda, Insecta, Orthoptera, Acrididae. Gene Ontology annotation, cellular component: transcription regulator complex; histone deacetylase complex. Bases 236 to 4063 code for a protein of 1275 amino acids.